CUCUUCCACCCCCCUGUUUUCCCUCCCCUGGGUGCACCGAGCCGCCACUUAGAGCAGGCUGACCGCACCUUCCCCCUACAUCACCCUCCCCCCCAUACGUGGCCUGGCGGACAUCUUUCCUAGCCGAUCGCAUCAGUGUGAUGAAUAAUUAACUAAAAUCCGAUAAUUAACUUAUUAAUCAGCGAGUUCUAGGAGAAACUGAGCUGGUAGGAUGAAGGACCGCCGGCGAGGAAUGUUAGACGCGCAAACGGCAUAUCUGAAGCUCUGAUAGAUUUUUAAUAAAAAAAUCGGCGGCAUCUAAAAAACAGACACCCUGUAUGAAUUAGCCACGCAUUAGGCUGAUUUAUAGAGACUGCACGCAGUUAUUUACGUGACAACUAAGUUUAGCUGCGUUGGUGCAUACGUACAAUCGAACAAACCGUUCCAAACCACUUUAACGUUCCAGACAACUUUGUGUAGUUGCCGACUGCCCGCCUCUCAAGGCAUACACCACGAUUUUAUGCUACGUUCACACUACAUCAUGGAAAGCCGCAAAAGCGGGGAACCCAUUCACCGCUUUUACGGCAUUCGCGACCCUCGCGUUCACGCUGUGUUCCGAACGCCGGGAAUGCCGGCGCUAUGGCACCACCGUGCUCCACUACAAAAACUGAUCCGUGUCAUUCUUCGUACUGUACUCAAGGUCGACACGUGUAAUACGUAAAAUGUCGUUGUGAUACAUCAGAAUAACAAUUGUUAAAUACGUAUUUAUUGCGUUUAGUACAGCAACCUGUAAAGCGAUACAUGCUUCGACGAGCAGAGGAAGUGCAUCUACACGUGUCUCAACACAGUCGACACACUUACUCCCUCGUCUUCUUUUAGCAGCUGCUAUGGUGCGGUCUUCAUAUCUACGUUUCCGCUCCUCUUGCGUUUCCUGUCGAAACAACAUUUAGCGCUACCCUAGAGCCUUAAUUAUAAUUUCGUAGACCAGGGUACGCAUCCGCCAUGAUUGUUCUCUACGCUGCUGUUCUCCCGCCCCAGCAUUCUCGCUCGCAGAGCGUGCUGAUUGGUCCAGACUCGCGUCUUUCCCGGCACUCCCGUCAAAAGUAGAAGCAAUGUCUACUCUCGCGCUGCGGCUUUCGGCACCUCCAUGGCGUCCGCUGGAUUCACGGAUUGCUGUGUGAACGUGACAAGUUCACCGGCAUCUCCGUCGUUCGCGACAUUCGGGGCGUUCACUGACGUCAUGUGAACUUAGCAUUACUCCGGAGUGACAGUAUAAUCAACAUUGUUUUAUGUGGGCGCCAACAACAAUCGCUGUGAGUCAUCGAUGUCCCACUGUGCAAGCCACCUUGAGGUGCCACCUGCACGUUAUGGAGUGGGCUUAUUACAAUGCAUAUUAAGGGUCAGGUAAUGAGUUACUGGUUUAAUCGCCUACGUAUCUGGAAGUCGUUGCGCCACGCAAUCAGUCAGUCGGGAUUUCAUCGUUAAAUCAGUUGUGAUCCUUUCUGAUUAUUCUAUGAUAGUACACGUAUAAUACCACGCCGGCGGCCCAAUCGACACUCGUCUCUUCGUUCCCGUCCAGACGUAACGCGUUAACGUAAAGUCGCGAUGAAUAUCUUCAGUUACGUGUAUCAUUAUGUGGGGUACUUCAUUGUGACACAUAUGUUUCAUGAGCACGGCCCGCCAACAAGUUUCAAUUACCCUGAGAGCUUUCCGGAACUACAAAACUACCAGGACGCUUGGGCUUUCCUGAACAACACAGUGCGCAUGGCGCUUCUCUACCGGACGUUCAAAGCAGAUGAGAAGUACCCAACCACAUGCGUGUGGAUGAAGCGACUGCAAGUCAAUGAGAGUGAGAAAACGUUUUUGGGAGAAGUUUCCCUCUGCUACAAUCAGACAUGGCGGAGCAUGAACCUUACCCUUAAGGCCAUGACAUUGGAGGGCUACAACGUUUCGACAUUCUUCAGUGUGGGGCUUACAGCACGUCGCGGAGUAGGUAGAGAAUAUCUUCCAGUGGUGUACCAGGUACCCGGGAAAUGUAUUAUCGUCAGGCAACCCUCCCAUGAUACCGAAAUGGAAUAUGCGUGCGAUCUGUGGGUGUCUCUAGGCACACUUAAAAAGAACAACAACACUGCGCCGAAGGGAUGCGUCAUUAUGUACGAUUACUUAUGUGAAACAACAAAGCACAAGAUGUUCGGAGAGGAUUGUAUCGAUAAGUUGAAAGAAAGUGGUGAAAUAACGAGCUCAACGAAGCCAACAGAAGCAGCCACGGCUGCAUCUUGCUAAGGUGGAGACCAGGAUGACCAAUGUUUAUUUCGGAUGAAUCUGCGCUUCAGUCGCGAGCGAGGCAUUUAAAAAUAUUCAACUAUUGUCAUAAAAAUUCCUUUAGUUCAUCUCGACAACCUGUAUGUGGAUAUGUAUCUGUGCACGAGGCCCUUAUUAGGAUUUGCGAAUGAAUUUUUCGAGCUUUUGAAUUCAGAAUGUUCGUGUAGCAAACCGCUGCACCAGGUCACUGCAGCCGAGAUGAGUAAAGUACCAUCUAUCUGCAAAUACAAGCCUUGUACCUUUUUUGUACUCUUUUUGCAAUCUUACUUUUCUACUCUUCUAUCAUCAGCGACUGGAACUGUGUUCUUCACACUUUUCUUUGCUCUCUCACUGCACAUCUCUUUGCACUUGCAUUUCUUUUCCCUGACCACAGCACGCUUUCAUAGCUUUCAAGCUCGCUGGGGUCAUCCUAGUUUUUUCGUCAUAACCAAGAGGCUUCUGCGUGUAUUUUGUUCUGGCACCUAAUGCAACAGUUAGCACUUGGCGAAUCCUUUGCUGUGCUCCCGUGUGUCUGUAGCGCAUUGUGAAAUCCGUAUAGAGAGACUGAUCACAAAACUACACUCCCUGACUGCUGGAACGAGGUAUAUGCUAAAGGAGAUAUAGGAUUUAGAUUAAAGGUUAAAAGUUAUAUUUAUUAUCGGCAUGCUCAACGCGCGUCUUUCAGCUUCACCGAAGUAUGUCCAUCUAGCGCAAAAUAUCAGACACUUAUAUCGUGUUCCCUGUACGGCUUUCAUUCCAGACGGUGAAAAAAAAAUAUAUUAAACCAACUAUAGCCUCAUAUAAAUGUAACUCGUGUUUUCUAGGGGGCUAUCAAAAAUUAUCAUAUCGAUAUUUAUUUAUUUUUUGUUUGUUUACAGAACACUCCCACAUCACAAGCUCACAGUUCUCUUUUUGACAAGAUAGGUCCACAUGGCUAGCGUUACUCACGCAGUGGAAAAUAAUCCUUCGUAACUUCCAAACAAAUUACUGACACUUGGCCAUUUUGGGAACUUCAGCAAAGCUUUUGAUUUACUCAACCAUAGCGUAGUCUUAAGUAAGAUUUCCUGUUGCGUUAUACGAGGUAUACCAUUGCAUUAGCGUUAUCUUAUAGAUAGAGUGAAAACCAUAUGUGUGCAUAUUUGGUGCAUAUGUCCUGGGAUUACCAUGCACAAUUCUUACGUAACACGUUAUCUCAUGUCGCAGGACUGAUGUUUUGUUUCCAACUUACGUUACAAAAAUCUGUCAAGUUCAUGGUCUAUAGUAGUAUCUUCUAUUCACACUUGUGCUAUUGCAAUUUAGUUUGGGAUAGUACAAGUGCUACACUAACCUCAAUACACAAAAAAAGUUAUUCCUUCCGGUAGUUAAAGAAGUUAUUCCCCACCUUGGCAGCGACUUUCUUCUCCUAAAGAAAUUACGUUAUACGAGUGACAUGUUUAUUUCGUAUGUCGCAAUCUGAAUCAAAGUAGGCAUACCACAUCAUCUGGCAAGUGGAAUACCCCGAUAUUCUUAACUGAAUACAGAACGCAAAUUUUGCCUUACUAUGUUACACGCAUUUUGAAUAGCUAUCUUUAAAAUGAGUUAUCAUUAUG
This is a messenger RNA of Ornithodoros turicata, 3869 nucleotides long. RefSeq lists its product as uncharacterized. Gene Ontology annotation, biological process: symbiont-mediated perturbation of host defenses. Lineage: Eukaryota; Metazoa; Arthropoda; Arachnida; Ixodida; Argasidae. Bases 1585 to 2262 code for a protein of 225 amino acids. The record is from RefSeq and is a predicted model, not a curated record. Gene Ontology annotation, molecular function: amine binding. The transcript is spliced from 5 exons.